CAUCAGUCAGCAGAGGGGUCCUGCCACUGAACACACCACAAAACACAAACAAAAACCUUGUUGUCGAGCUCGCGAUCUGCUGUUUGUUGUGUUGUUUUUCCCCCUUUGUCGUCUUCAGCAUACGCAACCCACAACACCACGCACCACCACUGCCACACCCUCGCACGCACACACACACGCUCUGACUGACAACGUGCAUUGGUGGAGGUGCUGUGGACGCACGACGAGGGGUGAGAGGGAAGGCGUGGCCAAGCAACCCCACCAACAAGCAAGCAAAGAAGCAGCAAAGAAGCAAAGAAGCAAGCCACCGUCCACUACCACUCAACAUGAGUGGCUACGAGUUUGUGGACCUGGAUGAGGAUGGAGGCAUCCUCGGCUUCGGCGAUCUACUGGAUGACGAGGACGACACUGGCAUCGUCAGUGCACAGUCCAAGGACGCUUCCAAACCACCAACGGAACCGAGGCAGAACAAGCCCUUAUCACAAAAAGCGGCCGAGGCGCUGGAGCUGGUGCGGGAGGCGGAGGCGUCGGUGUAUUCCUGGGGUGCAGACGCAAGAGAGAAUUGCGCACGACAGCUAUACGAGCUCGAUUACGCUGCCGAGCGUGUGCAACUUCCUUGUCUGGAGCACCGGCGCUUCGACGCCCAUCGCCGCACAACAGAGCCCGCAUAUGCCCGCGACUUUCGCGCCACUUUCCCCGAUCUCGAGCGCUGGCUGCUGCAGAUGCGCACCGUCAGCCAGGGCGGGUGGCACGUCGCCGCCAUCACAGACGGCAUCAAGAACCCGGCCAUUGUCUCGCUACUGCCAAAGGCAUCUCCACCCUCGCCCGCAGCACAGCGCCCGCGUCGGACGGUGCGGCGGGCAGCCACAUCUGCGGUGAUUGCGCCCAACAGCCCACUCGCUGUUCCAAAACGGCACUCGUCUGUUGGUGAGGAUAAGCCAAAGUCUGCUGAAAAGUCGAAGAAGAAGAAGCAGCGUGCACCCUCGCGCCACCUGUCGCUCAGCGAUCUCGAACACAAGGAGAAGGCCCUGGGGAACGCUGGCCUGUUUGAGCGACUGGCAAAGGACAAAACUUUAAUCAAACAACCGUGGUACCACGGCGACAUUUCGCGCGGGGAAGCUGUGCAACGUCUGGCCAGCACGAAUCCGGGCACGUUCCUCUUGCGUCUCAGCAGCAGGAGAAAAGGCAUCACACUCUCCCUCAACACCCCUGAUGGGCCAAAGCACUUCAUCAUCAUCCCGGCAAAGGGCAAUUUCAGCAUCUUCGGCCGCGACGGCAACUUCAAGACCAUUCCAAAGCUGGUGGACUUCUAUCGCAAGAACCCGCUUGCCGUGGACGGCACGUCGCUCGUGUUUCCCUGCCCGCUGCCGGAAGAUGAAACUGAUGAGGGGCAUGCGUAUGUCGAGUUCUUGCGUUCUGACGUCGACAAGCAGGUGAUGCGUGCUGUUGCUGAGCGCGGGCGUGCGCGUCGCGAGCAACACGAGGAAGAACGACGACGACGACAGGAGCGGCGGCAGUUGACGCCUGACAGCAGCGGUAGCGGCAGUGCCCGUGCGCCACGGCAAGCGCAGCGCAGGAAGUCGAACAUCGCACAGCUGGUGGGCGCGUGGGAGGCUGGCAAGGACUCGUCUGCUUCUCGCGAGAAUCUGCUGACAACCGAUGACGACGACGAUGACGACGAUGAUGAUGCAUUUGAAGGGAGCGAUGCCGAGACACAGUCCCGUCUGACGAAGAGCGCAGACGCCGCGCUGUGGAGAAAUUCCAUGUUCGGUGCUCGCACGCGCUCCAGUGGCAGCUUGGCCGCAUCGCUACUCAGCAUCACCCCUGCUGAACGAAUCAACCCAGCAGCAUCAGAAGAGGAGAUUCGCGAGCAGAUUGAGGAGUUGACGGAUCACAUCGCAGCAGAAGAGCAUCGAAUCACAACCGUUGCAGGCAAAACCGCGUCAACUGAAACGGCGCAAGCGUCGCAGAAUUUAGAGCGUCUUCGGUCUACGCUGCGUCAAUAUGAAGACCACUUGCAUGAGAUGCAAAGGGCGCACCCAAACGUUCGAUCCACAGCUUGAUGCGUCAUGCAUGGCUUGAACGGCCUUCCCUCACUCGUCGACCAUGCUGUGAGGAUCUCUGCUUGAUUCGUUCUUUGCUACUCUUGGCACCGCCCAGCACGUGUUGUUAUCCCCCCCCCCCACGUCAUCCCUCAGUAUUGACACGCUGACCACAUGUGUUUGUGUCCUUCACUCGAGCCCUCAAAGUCACACUAGUUCACCACGCGUCCGCUCGUUCUCCCCCAACCCUACUUGCACUGAUUUUUCUUUUUCUGACUUGUUUGCCUGAUUGCAUAUUCGUUGCGCCACUGCUAUGUAAGCUGCGUUCCUUGGCACUGUUUUGUGUGCAUGUUGUUGUCGACUCGUGCGGUUCUGUACUUGUGUCAUGUUGGUUCUUUCCCCCAUGUGUUCUGGAG
Messenger RNA from Salpingoeca rosetta, 2458 nucleotides. RefSeq lists its product as uncharacterized. The transcript is spliced from 15 exons. The coding region runs from base 327 to 2063 and encodes 578 amino acids. Lineage: Eukaryota; Choanoflagellata; Craspedida; Salpingoecidae. The record is from RefSeq and is a predicted model, not a curated record.